AUGCAACUCGCUCUGGAGCGACAAAUUGAGGAGAAGAGACAGCAGAAGCUGGAGGCUAAGCGACGACAGGAAGAAGAAGAUCGACGAGAACUUGAACGCUUCGAGGAGGAGCAACGUCGGCAACGAGCGGAGCAGGAGCGACUUCAGGAGGAGAAACGUCGGAAGGCGGCACUGGAACAGCAGAAGGCGGACCAGGCUGCAGCAGCGGUGGCGGCGGCCAACGCGCAAGCCAAACGCCAGCAGCAACAGAAACUGCACGCUCAGCUGAAUCAACCUCAACAAGUCCAGCCAUUGCAACAGCAGAACCUGCACCCUCAACAUCCUGAGCUCUUCCCGAACGCCUCUCCGCUCAAGAACCCGCUCACCAACUCCCGUGCUCACUUGUUCGAAGACCCCCCAGAGCCUCCACAAUCCCCAGUGGCUCCAAACUAUAGCUACGGAUACUCCCACCAGAACGCGUCUCCAAUCCGAGGACACCCAGGCCAACCCUUUGCGCAAGACAAUAAUGCUGGCCAUGUUCUUGACCCCAAGGAGCUACGUCGUCAGUACGACGAUAUGCGCGACGAGUUGAGCAGACAGAGACACCUCGUCGACCAGCUCCGCCAAGCUCAAGCUCAGAUCCAGCAACAGCGUUCGCCUGUGCGAGUGGUGAGCGACAAUGUCCCCACGCUGAUGGAUCUCGAGCAACUCCGCAACGAACUACGUGGCGAACUUGCGUAUCGCGAACAGCUGCACCGACAGGAACUAGAGUCGCUGAAACGAGAGCAGCAACAAGGAGACAGAUUGCCUGAGCGCCCACCUCAGCGCUACCCACGACAAGUUUGUGUAUUUUGA
Molecule: messenger RNA, 834 nt
Organism: Phytophthora infestans T30-4
Lineage: Eukaryota; Oomycota; Peronosporomycetes; Peronosporales; Peronosporaceae
Exons: 2
Coding region: 1-834 (277 amino acids)
Source: RefSeq, a predicted model, not a curated record